AUGACAAUCGAAAACCCAGUUCCUUUCGGCAAAGACACCCUCACCAGCUCUCCUCUGGCCCCUGGCGAUUUCCCUUGCAAGCAACGCUCUGGUGUCUACGACAUCACUGAGAUGAACCAGUGGAACGCUGGCGAAACUCAAACCAUCAGCUUCAAGGGCUCCGCAGUUCACGGUGGUGGCUCAUGCCAAUUCUCCAUCACCACUGACCCUGAGCCAACCGAGCAAUCGCAGUGGAAGGUCAUCCAGAGCGUCGUUGGAGGUUGCCCUUCCAAUGUUUCCGCUAACCUGCCCGAAGCACCUGACGGUCAUGGAGCAGCCACAUUCCCUGUUACCAUGCCAGACAACAUUCCCGAUGGUCGCUACACAUUCGCAUGGACUUGGCUCAACAAAAUCGGCAACCGCGAAUUCUACAUGAACUGUGCUCCUGUUCAGGUUGGCGAUGGGUCUAAGAAGGCCUCCACGGCCAGUGUCUCCGCGGCUCUCUCUAGUCUACCAGACAUGUUCGUCGCCAAUCUGCCCGACACUUCCUGCAGCACCGCUGAGGGCGAGGACUUCAACUACCCCAACCCUGGUCAGAACAUAGUCGAGGGCAACGGUGCCGCUCUUGGUGACACUCUUACCGGCGGUGGAUGUGAUCAAAUGACUAAGAUGGGUGCUGGUAACGGACAGAUGGGAACUCCGUCCCAGCCUGAGGCCUCUCAGCCAGCAUCUAGCGAGGCGCCCGCUGCUACAUCUGGUUACGCCGCACUCCCAUCCAACGGUGGUGGUGUCUUUGCUCCUGGUGCUUCUUCCGCUCCAGCCGCUGAGCCCACUCCUGCUGAGCCCACUGCCCCCGUCGCCACACCUACCCCCACCUAUGUUGCUGAGCAGCCUAGCAGCGCUCCUGAGCAGCCAGCCUACAGCUCGCCUCCUCAGGUGCCCGACAACAGCACUCCCAGCGCACCCUCCAGCGGCAGUGACUGCACUCCCUGUGACAACGAUGGCGCCGUUGUAUGCAUCGGUUCCAACAUGUUCGGUCUCUGCAACCGCGGAUGCGCUGUUGCUCAGCCUCUCGCCAACGGCAUGUCCUGCUCUGGUGGUGCUGUCGUUGCUUCCGUCAAGCGAUCCGCCAAGUUCCCUCGCGCCCACCUCCACCGCCGCCACGGCUCGUCCCUCCUGAUCUAA
Molecule: messenger RNA, 1164 nt
Organism: Alternaria infectoria
Lineage: Eukaryota; Fungi; Ascomycota; Dothideomycetes; Pleosporales; Pleosporaceae
Exons: 1
Coding region: 1-1164 (387 amino acids)
Source: RefSeq, a predicted model, not a curated record